AUGAACGGAGACAACUACUCCUCUAGAGACAGCGGCCGACACGGCUCGUCUCGCGACUACCCGGUUCGUUGGCCAACAUCACAACAUACGACAGGACUAAUUGGAACUGACAUGGUUACACCACAGUCCAGAAGAGACCGCGAUGAUAGACGCGACCGAGGGGGUGCACGGAGAAGAUCGCGUUCUCCCGACUACCGGAGUGGCCGAUCCCGUCGCGAGGAUGGCGAUGUCGAUGCCUAUUCAUCCAGCCGAAGCCACCGCGACCGUGAACGCGAGGAUCGCUACUCGGGGCGGGAGCGCCGGGGAGGCGACCGGGGCGAAAGGGAGUGGGACCGGGAUCGGGGCGCCAGGAGUCGGCGAGACGACGAAGACAGGCGCGACCGCCGCCCAGACCGGGACUUGAUCAUCGAUGACCGUCGUGGAGGCAGGCGUGACCGGGACUAUGAACGGGAACGGGAGCGGGAGCGGCGGCGUAGUGCAUCACCGCCCCCUAAGAAGCGCGAACCGACACCUGACCUCACGGAUGUGGUCCCCAUUCUGGAACGGAAGCGGCGUUUGACACAAUGGGAUAUCAAGCCGCCCGGGUACGACAAUGUCACAGCUGAGCAGGCCAAGCUUUCUGGCAUGUUCCCGCUUCCCGGUGCGCCGCGUCAGCAAGCGAUGGACCCGACCAAGCUCCAGGCAUUCAUGAAUCAGCCUGGCGGUACCGCCAACAACACCGCCCUCAAACCCACAAAUUCGCGUCAGGCUAAGCGCCUGAUUAUCAAGAACCUGCCACAAUCGGCUACUGAAGAAAGCAUGGUCAACUUCUUCAACCUUCAACUCAAUGGCCUAAACGUCAUCGAGAGCCCGGACCCUUGCGUGCUAUGCCACAUUGCGCCCGACCGUUCCUUUGCUAUGCUCGAGUUCAGGAACAGCACAGAUACGACAGUGGCUCUUGCGCUAGAUGGCAUAUCGAUGGAGGCAGACGACGCGCAUGCUGCUAAUGGCAGCGAUGCGGCGCCUGGUGGUCUGCAUAUUCGCCGGCCGAAGGACUACAUCGUGCCCGCUGUGGUAGAGGAUCCGAACUACGACCCCGAUUCCGAUGUGCCAUCAAGCGUGGUGCUCGACAGUCCGAACAAGAUCAGCGUGACAAACCUUCCGCUGUACCUAACGGAUGACCAAGUCAUGGAGCUGCUUGUUAGUUUCGGCAAACUCAAAUCAUUUGUGCUAGUCAAGGAUAAUGGCACGCAGGAGUCAAGGGGUAUCGCAUUCCUUGAGUAUGCCGACCCGUCCGUCACCAACGUCGCCAUCCAGGGCCUCAACAACAUGAUGCUUGGCGAGCGCGCCUUGAAGGUUCAGAAGGCCAGCAUUGGCAUCACCCAGGUGGCUGGAGAGAUGGGCGUCAACGCCAUGUCCAUGCUUGCAGGCACGACAUCCACCGAUACAACAGUCACUAGGGUUCUGCAGCUCUUGAACAUGGUGACGCCAGAGGAACUGAUCGAUAACGACGAUUACGAAGAAAUUCUGGAGGAUGUUCAGGGAGAAUGUGAGAAGCUCGGCAAGAUCUUAUCGCUCAAGAUUCCUAGGCCGUCCGGCGGCAGCAGGCAGUCGGCCGGCGUGGGGAAGAUCUUUAUCAAAUAUGAGACGCCAGAAGUCGCGGCAAAGGCCCUGAAGGCACUGGCAGGCAGGCAGUUUUCCAAUCGUACUGUCGUUGCGACAUAUUUCCCCGAGGAGAACUUCGAUGUGAAUGCGUGGUAA
This is a messenger RNA of Chaetomium strumarium, 1740 nucleotides long. RefSeq lists its product as uncharacterized. The record is from RefSeq and is a predicted model, not a curated record. Bases 1 to 1740 code for a protein of 579 amino acids. The transcript is spliced from 5 exons. Gene Ontology annotation, cellular component: nucleus; U2-type prespliceosome; nuclear speck. NCBI's taxonomy places the organism in Eukaryota, Fungi, Ascomycota, Sordariomycetes, Sordariales, Chaetomiaceae. Gene Ontology annotation, biological process: mRNA processing. Gene Ontology annotation, molecular function: pre-mRNA 3'-splice site binding; poly-pyrimidine tract binding.